CGGGAGCCUUCGGCCGCCGCCCGCCACCCGCCGCCCGCCGCCCGCUCCGGCCGCAGCAUGUUGCGCGCAGCUGCGCUCGCCGCCACGGGCCUCGCGCCGCGCCUGGGCCGCCGCCUCCUGUCCGCCGCCGCCCAGGCGGUGCCGGCCCCCAACCAGCAGCCCGAAGUCUUCUACAACCAGAUCUUCAUAAACAAUGAGUGGCAUGAUGCCGUCAGCAAGAAAACGUUCCCCACCAUCAAUCCAUCCACUGGGGAAAUCAUCUGUCAAGUAGCUGAAGGAGACAAGGAAGAUGUGGACAGGGCAGUAAAGGCUGCUCGGGCCGCCUUCCAGCUGGGCUCGCCCUGGCGCCGCAUGGAUGCCUCCGACAGGGGCCGGCUGCUGAACCGCCUGGCUGACCUGAUUGAGCGGGACCGGACCUACCUGGCAGCCUUGGAGACCCUGGAUAAUGGCAAGCCCUAUAUCAUCUCCUACCUGGUGGAUUUGGACAUGGUCCUCAAAUGUCUUCGUUAUUAUGCUGGCUGGGCCGAUAAGUACCAUGGGAAAACCAUUCCCAUCGACGGGGACUUCUUCAGUUACACCCGCCAUGAACCUGUGGGUGUGUGUGGGCAGAUCAUCCCGUGGAACUUCCCGCUCCUGAUGCAAGUAUGGAAACUGGGCCCUGCCUUGGCGACUGGAAAUGUGGUUGUGAUGAAGGUGGCUGAGCAGACGCCACUCACCGCCCUCUACGUGGCCAACUUGAUAAAGGAGGCUGGCUUCCCCCCGGGCGUGGUUAAUAUUAUUCCUGGAUUUGGGCCCACGGCUGGGGCUGCCAUCGCCUCCCACAUGGAUGUGGACAAAGUGGCCUUCACAGGCUCCACCGAGGUUGGCCGCCUGAUCCAGGUUGCUGCGGGGAACAGUAACCUCAAGCGAGUGACCCUGGAGCUGGGGGGGAAGAGCCCCAACAUCAUCAUGUCAGAUGCUGAUAUGGACUGGGCCGUGGAGCAGGCCCACUUCGCCCUGUUCUUCAACCAGGGCCAGUGCUGCUGUGCGGGCUCCCGGACCUUUGUGCAGGAGGAUGUUUAUGCUGAGUUUGUGGAGCGGAGCGUUGCCCGGGCCAAGUCUCGGGUGGUUGGGAACCCCUUUGACAGCCAGACUGAGCAGGGGCCGCAGGUGGAUGAAACUCAGUUUAAGAAGGUCCUUGGCUAUAUCAACUCUGGGAAGAAGGAGGGGGCGAAGCUGCUGUGUGGUGGAGGGGCGGCUGCUGACCGAGGCUACUUCAUCCAGCCCACUGUGUUCGGAGAUGUGCAAGAUGGCAUGACCAUCGCAAAGGAGGAGAUCUUUGGGCCAGUGAUGCAGAUCCUGAAGUUUAAGACCAUAGAGGAAGUCGUUGGGAGAGCAAACAAUUCCAAGUAUGGGCUGGCCGCAGCUGUCUUCACAAAGGACUUGGACAAAGCCAAUUAUCUGUCCCAAGCGCUCCAGGCUGGCACUGUGUGGAUCAACUGCUAUGAUGUGUUUGGGGCCCAGUCACCGUUUGGUGGCUACAAGAUGUCUGGGAAUGGCCGGGAGCUGGGAGAGUACGGCCUGCAGGCAUACACUGAAGUGAAAACCGUCACAGUCAAAGUUCCUCAGAAGAACUCAUAAAGAACCACACUGGCUUCCUUCCUUACCCAGUGACUGGGCGUUCAAUGGAAUCAACAACAAAACCAAGAAAAAAAAGUUUCAAAAGAAAUUCUCCUACACAAUCUCUUGGAUCAGCAAAGGCCCAGAAUUUGAAUUCCUUUUGGGUGGGGGUGGGUGAAGAGGUUAUAGUUUUUCAGAAAUAGCCUGGAAUGUCUCAUCCCAUCUGAUACACUUUUGUAACUUGCCUUUAAGGGGGGGAGGAAAGCCUUUGUGUAUAGCUGUACUAACACUGAGGCCACAGCUAGCACCUUGUUUUGUAUUCUGGGUUAAAACUCAUUAAAAACACUGCUACUCUGCA
Molecule: messenger RNA, 1957 nt
Organism: Eptesicus fuscus (big brown bat)
Lineage: Eukaryota; Metazoa; Chordata; Mammalia; Chiroptera; Vespertilionidae
Gene: ALDH2
Product: aldehyde dehydrogenase 2 family member
Exons: 13
Coding region: 58-1620 (520 amino acids)
Molecular function (GO): aldehyde dehydrogenase (NAD+) activity
Source: RefSeq, a predicted model, not a curated record